Molecule: messenger RNA, 2465 nt
Organism: Erythranthe guttata (spotted monkey flower)
Lineage: Eukaryota; Viridiplantae; Streptophyta; Magnoliopsida; Lamiales; Phrymaceae
Gene: BSL1
Product: BRI1 suppressor 1 (BSU1)-like 1
Biological process (GO): brassinosteroid mediated signaling pathway
Molecular function (GO): protein binding; phosphoprotein phosphatase activity
Source: RefSeq, a predicted model, not a curated record
UAUAUAAAUUAUAUAUAUAUAUAGAGGUUCAUGAAAAGAAACAAUUGUUGGUGUUUUAUAUUCAAAUUAUCUGGCAACCACUCCCAGUAAAGGGUCCAGUUUCCGGUGGCACCCACCGCCGCUGCUUUGGAUCCCUCUUCUACUUUAAUCCGUCUAGGGUUUCGUUUUUGUGGAUUUCCUUUUUUCGGUUUGAUUUUGUUUCAAUUCGCCGGUGGUUCAGCAUUUUUUGGGGCUGGAUUAACUGCUCUGAUUAGCUUUGGUAAAAUUUGUGGAUGGGAUCGAAGCCGUGGCUAUAUCCGGCGCCGGCCUACCGAAAUUUGGAAAGCUUCUGGGACACUGAUGACGACGCGCCGGGGCCGCGCUGUGGUCAUACCCUCACCGCCGUCGCCGCCACUAAAACCCAGGGACCCCGCCUCAUUCUGUUCGGCGGCGCUACCGCAAUUGAGAGCGGCAGCGGAGGCGCUCCUGGCAUUCGGUUAGCUGGAGUGACGAAUUGUAUUCAUUCGUACGAUGUUCUUACUAGAAAAUGGACCAGACUUCGACCAGCGGGUGAGCCACCAUCACCUAGGGCUGCACACGCGGCAGCAGCUGUUGGCAGCAUGGUGGUGUUUCAGGGUGGCAUAGGUCCUGCAGGGCAUUCAACAGACGACCUGUAUGUGCUCGAUCUGACAAACGACAAGUUUAAGUGGCAUCGAGUAGUAGUUCAAGGACAGGGCCCGGGGCCUAGAUACGGCCAUGUCAUGGAUUUGGUUGCACAGCGAUAUCUUGUUACUGUUAGUGGCAAUGAUGGUAAAAGAGUGCUAUCAGAUGCUUGGGUUUUGGACACUGCACAGAAACCGUAUGUGUGGCAGCGGCUUAAUCCAGAAGGGGAUAGACCUUCUGCUAGAAUGUAUGCAACGGCUAGUGCCAGGUCAGACGGAAUGUUUCUGCUUUGUGGUGGAAGAGAUGCAUCUGGCACGCCACUGGCAGAUGCUUAUGGCUUGCUCAUGCAUCGGAAUGAUCUUUGGGAAUGGACUCUGGCCCCAGGAGUAUCACCUUCCCCAAGGUAUCAGCAUGCUGCGGUAUUUGUAGGUGCUAGAUUGCAUGUUACUGGGGGUGCCCUUAGAGGUGGACGAGCAGUGGAAGGCGAUGCUGCAAUUGCAGUGCUGGAUACCGCCGCUGGAGUUUGGCUGGACAGAAAUGGGCUCGUGACUUCACGGGUAAACAAAGUACCAAGUGAUGAUCCCUCUUUGGAGUCUAUGCGUCGAUGUCGCCAUGCAGCUGCAUCUGUUGGUGUUAGAAUAUAUGUUCACGGUGGUUUGAAAGGAGAUAUUCUGUUAGACGAUUUUCUAGUUGCGGAAAACUCUCAAUUUCAAACUGACGUCAACCCAUCAGCCUUGAUGAGUGGUAGCCCUAGAUCGAACAGCCCUAAUUUAUCUCCAUUUUCCUCCACAUCAACUCCAGACGACAGAUCUGAAACACCCGCAUCUGGAUUUCUGGGUAUGGACAAAGACUCCAUGGAGAAACUAGCAGAAGCAUCUGCCGCUGAAGCUAAGGUUGCUAAUGCCGUGUGGCAAUCAGCACAGGCAGCAUCAGCUUCACCUGAAGAAACAUCUCUAUCAGAUGGCAAUUCACAAUCUGCAGAAACAACUUCUGAGGGUAGCGAUACAGAGGCUGAUGUUCGACUUCACCCAAGAGCAGUUGUAGUUGCAAAAGAAACUGUUGGGAACUUGGGAGGUAUGGUCAGACAGUUAUCCUUGGAUCAAUUUGAAAAUGAGAGCAGACGAAUGAUUCCAUCGCAUAAUGACCUUUCGAAUCCUACUAAAAAGUUUGCAAGGCAGAGAUCUCCUCAAGGCUUGCAUAAAAAGAUUAUAUCAACUUUACUGAGGCCUCGGAAUUGGAAGCCACCUGUCAACAGAAAGUUCUUUCUGGACUCUUACGAAGUUGGUGAGCUUUGUUAUGCUGCUGAGCAGAUUUUCAUGCAUGAAUCCACUGUUCUUCAGUUGAAAGCUCCUAUCAAAGUGUUUGGUGAUCUUCAUGGACAGUUUGGUGAUCUGAUGAGGCUGUUUGAUGAAUAUGGUUUUCCUUCUACUGCUGGUGACAUUACUUAUAUUGACUAUUUAUUUCUGGGAGACUAUGUUGAUCGUGGUCAGCACAGCUUGGAAACCAUAACUUUGCUCCUUGCUCUUAAGAUCGAGUACCCUGAUAAUGUUCAUCUAAUUCGUGGCAACCAUGAAGCUGCUGACAUCAAUGCACUUUUUGGUUUUCGCAUAGAAUGUAUUGAAAGAAUGGGAGAAAGUGAUGGGAUCUGGGCUUGGACGCGUUUUAAUCAGCUGUUUAAUUACCUUCCCCUUGCUGCGUUGAUAGAGAAAAAAAUCAUUUGCAUGCAUGGUGGCAUAGGGAGGUCUAUUAAUUCAGUAGAACAGAUUGAGAAACUGGAGAGGCCCAUAAGCAUGGAUGCUGGCACACUCGUCCUCAUGGAUUAG